CGUUGCUUGGGAGUGGCCGGUGUCGACUUGUCGGAUCUCUGUUUGUCGCACCGACGCUUGUCGUUGCCAUUGUUUUUUGGAUUGAAUUUGGGAUUGGGCGACAAUUUUGGGGUUUUUUGUUUUUUUGGAGCCGAGAAGAAUCUCGAGGGCGUCUCGAGUUAAAUGCAAAGUCGGCUCGGUGGUAUCGUGAAAACGAGACCAAGCAACAUGCCAGGGAACCAAAGCCUCCGUUUCCCCCUCCAAGACGACGACCUCAGUGAAGAUGACCUUUUCGUCCCUUUCUCAUCAAUGAGACUCGAUCCACCCUUAGAAGACGACCCCAGCAUCAGCUUCGCGCUCGCCAAUAUAGACGUGAGCGAUGACGAGGGCGAACCAGUCCCCGUGAGUCCCAAUCAUCGUUUGGUCCCUAGUAUAUUCACAGGGAUCUUUUCCAGACCCCAAUCAGCCCGGGGCACCACUUAUCAGCAGACGAGAGACUCCCUCACGGAUAUAGUUAACAGACUCAUGCAACUUGAGCGUCUUGUCGGCCAGCAUGUAUCUGCCCCGAUACCAAUCGCGAUCCACACCCAACCAGCCUUCGACGAGGCUCCGUACCCUAAUCAGCCGGCGAACUGGGAGACGCACCACGAGUACUUUCUUUGGUCGUGUCGAGGUAUUGUCUCCACAAUCACAGACCAUCUUCAGGCGGUUUUCCAAUUCUCGCCGCCGUUAGAGAGGUCGUUCGUGAGGGCUAAGUUGAAUGAUCACAACGCACUGAGGCAGUUUGAAUUCUUGCAGGAGUAUCUCCCAGGCGAGUCCCAUUCGAUCCAGCGUGCAGAGGCUCGUAUUAUCUUGUGGGAGACGGGUUUAUCGGACCCAGAUGCUCAAGAGGGCAGACAGCACAUGGAAAUACCCCAAUUCAGUCCCACAGACCAUCGAUACGAGAGACCUAAGAUACCGCAUGGUCAACCCCCUUUCACCGACUGGGUGCACAUUCAUGAUAGCUAUCUCUUGCUGUUUUUGGGCCAUCAUCCUCACGUUUUUUUGCGGCAGUGUCAUUGGAUGUUCGAUUGCCAGCCGACGGAUCAUUUUGUUUCUAUUAGGAUGGCACAGCUUCCGUUUUUGGGUAUUUCCGCAGAGGAUAUUAGCGAAGCAUUGGUGACUUUAAAGCGGUUUGGCUCACCAGCAGCGGCCGUUGAAGAAGGUGUUUUGGUUAUUUGAAUCAACAAACUGAUGUUUUUAAAAACAUGGAGCACUGGUAUUUAAUGUGUCGGACUCGCGGUAGAAGCUAUCAUGAAUUUUGCUACGUAUAGACCCGGUUAUUGGUUGAUGAUAAAUGUAUUCAUUCUCCCAGAUUAUGAAAAUAUAAAAUAAUAAAACAAAAACAAAUCAAAGAAUUGCCAAUUCGCGGGUCUCCCUAUCCCAGAGCAGUAUGGACUUUCCUUGGGCGGGGAUGCCCUUCAGCUUGAUGCCAUUGAUGGCGGUAUAUUCCAC
Messenger RNA from Aspergillus ruber CBS 135680, 1473 nucleotides. RefSeq lists its product as uncharacterized. The record is from RefSeq and is a predicted model, not a curated record. Lineage: Eukaryota; Fungi; Ascomycota; Eurotiomycetes; Eurotiales; Aspergillaceae. Bases 163 to 1200 code for a protein of 345 amino acids. The transcript has 2 exons.